Molecule: messenger RNA, 10722 nt
Organism: Rhipicephalus sanguineus (brown dog tick)
Lineage: Eukaryota; Metazoa; Arthropoda; Arachnida; Ixodida; Ixodidae
Gene: kat80
Product: katanin p80 WD40 repeat-containing subunit B1
Exons: 21
Coding region: 336-2738 (800 amino acids)
Biological process (GO): microtubule severing; microtubule depolymerization
Cellular component (GO): katanin complex
Molecular function (GO): microtubule binding
Source: RefSeq, a predicted model, not a curated record
UCACGUUGCAGGAUUUUAAAAUUGUCGUACAGAGGGAGCAGCUGUCUGCAGUCAAAGCAAAGCGAUCUUGGUCUGGAUGUGGCGUUCCACAACUGGAGUGGUAUUAACAACGCGUGCUGUGUGUGGGUAAUUCGGCGUCGUGCAUUUCAGUGAGCUCUGCGGCGGACACUUGGACCAUUUUUUCACCAUGUCUCCACCGUGGUUGACACCUUAAAAGAAUACCAAAUGGCGUGACGUACCAAGAGAACUUAACGUAUCAUGCGUGGUCAACUGUUCAUGUGUAAGAGGCCAAAUUUUUGUGUAGGAUUACCUUUUGAUUUCCGGGACUAACGACGAUGGCCAAAGCUACAAAGCGAGCAUGGAAACUUCAAGAGUUCGUCGCUCACGGCUCGACAGUAAAAUGCCUCGCUAUUGGCCACAAAUCUGGCCGCGUCAUGGUCACCGGCGGCGAGGACAACAAGGUCAACUUGUGGGCCAUUGGCAAGACCAACUGCAUCAUGAGCUUGACUGGACAUACGACGGCGGUGGAAUGCGUCAAGUUCUGUCCAGCCGAGGAGAUGGUGUGCGCGGGCUCCACAUCGGGAACAGUCAAGAUCUGGAACUUGGAAGCUGCCAAAAUGGUCCGGACGCUCACUGGUCACAAGGGAAAUGUACGGUGCAUGGAUUUUCACCCUCAUGCAGAAUUUGUGGCAUCAGGGUCAAUGGAUACUACUAUAAAGCUUUGGGACACAAGAAAAAAGGGAUGUAUAUACACUUACAAGGGUCACAACAAAUGUGUGAAUAGCCUCAAGUUCAGUCCUGAUGGGCGAUGGAUUGCAUCAGGGAGUGAAGAUGGCAGUGUUAAGCUUUGGGACCUUCCUGCGGGCAAGAUGCUGUCAGAGUUUCGGGACCAUUGUGGGCCUGUAAAUGAUGUAGAUUUCCAUCCAAAUGAGUUUCUCCUGGCGAGUGGCAGCUCAGACAGCACGGUCAAGUUCUGGGACCUGGAGAAUUUUAAUCUUGUCUCUUCUACUGAGAAUGACUCUGGUGUUGUCAGGUGCGUCUUCUUCAACCCUGAUGGUGCCUGCCUAUUUAGCGGUGCAGAAGACUUCCUAAAGGUUUACUGCUGGGAGCCUGUAAAAACAUGUGACACUCUGGUCAUGGGAUGGAAUAGAGUGGCUGACAUUUCUGUCGCUCAAAACCAGCUUAUUGCUGGAGCAUUUUCUUUAACAAAUGUUGCUGUAUAUGUGAUAGACCUUAAUAGGGUUCAACCGUUUGGAGGGAUGCCAAAUAACUCUACUGUGCCUCAGUAUAUUACCGCAAGCCCUUUCAAAGCAGGGUCUCAUAUCCGGAGAAGCUUUUCUAAAGAUAAGAAGGACGCAGCUGACUUUCAAGUGAUGCGUAUGAAGCCUUUGGAGGAUGGCGAUGCUUUUCCCUUGGAGACGGAGCUAGAUGAUGCUUGCAUCAAAGAUGUUAGGGACUACAACAAAAUAUUCCACCCGUCACAGGAAUCGUCUCUGGAGUCUGUGGUCGAGAAUGGAAUGUCACGCACUCCACCCAAGGACAAUCCGUUCCCUGCGCCCCUUGAGGACUCGUUCAAGCCAGCCCUGGAGCCACAGAGCAGCAAGGUGGUGCGAUUAAGUGGUGCCUCCAAUCCGUGUGUUCUCACGGAACGACCUGGAGCCACGGUGAAGGAGACACGGCAGCUAAGUGUCACUACCAGCUACUCAGCUAUGGGCACAACCUUCACGAUACGACCCAGAGGCUCAUUGGUGGGCUCAGGGGCCCUGCUUGCACCAGAGCCGCCAACACCCAGUAUAAUGGCAGCCAUACCAGGCUACAGCUCUGUCGGAGUAGUGCCCAGCAACAUACCUGUGCCAGCAAGUGUUCUCCCAAGCAAAGUAACCACUCGCGCUGCCAUGCCCACGGGACCAAUCUCUGUCGUUGCAACCAGCUUAGGGAAGCCUAUUGAGAAGGCCACUGCCAUGGUGCGCACAUCGUCAUCACAAGUAGUGGAAAGCAGUUCGACAGUAUCAAUAGUGCGCCCUGUCAUGAGUGUGCUGCCCGACAGCAAGGAAGCCCUGGCACCACCUCAGAAAGCCGUUGUUCACCCUGAACAGAAACAGUCAGUGGAUUAUGUACCUUCACAGAGGGACACUCCAGCAGGCCUGGAUCUUGACGAGUUUCUUCCGCCGCAUUUGCAAGCAAGUUUACACCUAGGCAGUGCUGGUAUACCUGAGAUGUCGGAGGGUGAAGCGUUACGCACCAUUGCUGAGCAGCACAAGACUCUCCUGGCAGUGCUACACCACCGUCUGAGGAAUAUAAAAAUUGUUCUGGCCCAGUGGAGCAAGGAUCCAAAGGUGGCACUUGAAACAGCAAUAAACAUGAACGACCAGUCCACACUAGUUGACAUUCUCAAUAUUGUAGUUUUAAGGCCGCAAAUAUGGACUUUAGACAUGUGCCAGACAAUACUGCCUGCUAUUUUUGAUCUACUUCAAAGUAAAUAUGAGUCGUACAUGUCAACCGGUUGUGCCUGUCUCCGCAUCCUGCUCAAGAACUUCGCCUCAAUCAUCAAGACGAACAUAACAGCACCGCCUGGCGUAGGAGUGGACAUCUCCAGGGAAGAAAGGUACAACAAGUGCAUGAGCUGCUACAACCAGCUGCUCUCCAUCCGGUCGUUUCUGCUCAAGCGCCAGACGAUGCAGGGCAAGCUGGGUCACCUCUUCCGCGAGAUGCACAUCCUCAUGCAGGGCCUCGAGUGAGCUCGCCGGCGGGUCCGUCAACACUCAAGCAAUCCACCACCGACAGUGCCAUUGUGUGAAUACUUCACCACUCAUAGACGGGCUACCGCCGAUGCUUUGGAACUCUGGGUAGCCUCCUUUCUCGUUGCGCACCUACCUCGCCAACGAGAGAGAGAGAGCCGAGCCGAGCGCAUCGCAAAGCGCGUGCCUUCUUGCGCUUUGCGACGCUGGCUUCGAUCCGUGCCCUUUCGGGCCUGCCUGGCGGAGCGAGCGGGAAUGCGAGAGCUGAUGAGAUAGCCUGUCGAUGGCGUAUGGCCGCCGCCGAGACGAGCUAAGAUGCGCCGGGCCAACACCUUGCCGACACGGCCACACAUUCCCUUCGGCCGCGCGCAUCUCACAGCGGUGCCUUUUGUGACGACGGUUUUGACGGGAACACCGCUCUGUGAUAAAGAAGCCAUGUUGUUGCGAGGUCUUUGUGUAUGCCAUUGUACGAUACUUUUAGAGUUUCUAGCAUGGGCUUUUUGCCGUUAUUAUUCUUUUUUCUUUGCAUGUUUUUGUAUGGGUGAUACACAGCGCCUCCUUCGCGUUGUGUAGAUGAAAACGUUGUUUAUCAUCUGGAUUACUUUUUUUCGGAGUCGCUGUUAUAAAUAACAGUAAUAUAAAAUAUUUAUCCUAUCGCCGUUUGUGUCUUGCGCGAGUACGUCAAAUGAGCUGGUUUUGUCUCGUGUAACACUAGCUGGAGUCGAUCUGGAAAGGAUCCCAGAAAGAAAUUGUAAUAGACAUUCUAGAAUUGUCAGCCACUCAACAGCUUUCAUCAUGGUGACUAAAAGGCUAACACCGACGCCGAAUGUGUGUGAAGCGUACAUGGCUCGUGUCGGUGUGGAUGUUUUUGGCACAUUUCUUUGGGCUGCUAUUUUAACACGAUUAUGUCUAGCGCUUCGCCCCUAACUUUCCUACAUGAAAAUGCUACUAGAUGAUGCCUUGGCUGUCAUUUUUCGUUGCCUUUGUUUACCCAAAUCAACAAAUGCUAAAAAUCAAUAGUGCCGUGGACCACUCAGCAACGUUUGCGUCACUAUAUGGUGUGCGUCGUCGUUGCUUUUAGCUCAUCAUUCAUGACGUUUACGAGUCGAGCAUGUAGAGCUGUAGUGUAUCUGCUUUAUAAGCACGCAGUGUGUACGUCGGGCUCAGGAUUCCAGUGGGCGUUGCUUGGAUGUUCAUUGACGGUCGUAAUAAGCAGAAUGAAAUGCAGCGUGAUAUGAGUGUUCAGGGUUUCAAAUGAGUGCGUCCCGUAUUUUUGGUAACAGGAACGAAUACGACAGCGGUUAAAACUGAAAUAAGUUACUAACAUGUUGGCCCUUCCAAAUAGUGUUUACUUGGCAGCUGGGAAAAUCAAUAAGGUGCGGUGCUUAGCUGUGUGUUGUCUGCUUCUCUUUCUCUUGUGUUCGUGUUUGCACGCCUUGCCUUCUUUCAUGAUGGAUCCUUAACUAUAGGUCAACUUUCUGUCGUUCUUAGCCUCUUCUCUUCGCUGGAUACCUCGCGUAGCUGAAUUAAGCCGCAUUCCUGGUGCGUAUGUAUUGGCAAUCGAUUCGUGGAGUAAAAACACGUGUACUGUUCGGGCUACACGGGGAUCCGUUGGAUUGCCUUCCAAAAACUUUUUUUUCUACGUCGUUUUCUUCAAUGAAAGCAGCUUUUAGAUUGAUAGCCUACUUGCCGAUUCAAUUUAUGAGAAGAAAAAAAAAUAGUGCUAAGUGAACCCGCCUACCGCUAACCACACACAGCUGAACAUCGAAGAGACGAUAUGUGAUCAUCGGUGAGGUGCUUGUAAAAUCUUGGAAGGGACGGACAACCGGCCUGAGCGUGGGAUCAUGUAUCGGUGGAAAUGGAAAGACCGUGAACUAUAGUGACAGAAUUGAGCAUUGUUCUCGCGAUUUUAGUCGCAUUUGUAUUCAUAAAUUGCGCUUGAAAGUCAUAAAAACUAGAGUCACUGUAUAUGCUACCUUUAGGUAGCAGAGUAGCGCAUAGGUCCGGCUAGCAACCACAGCUAUGCGGUGAAGUCGCACUCCAUUUUUGCAGGCGACAUGCCUACCGCGUCGCCGAUAAACAUGUCUGGCGUGUCGAAGGCCGGCGAUAAACAUUGGCUGUCGAUGACUAGUGUUAAUUCAGUGAGCUGCAGCGGCGGCGUCGAGAAAUACAAAAAUUGGCCCGAGCGUCAGCUUCUCCGCAAUGCAUGGUUGCUAGCGGCGUUGGAAAACAGAUGCGCAACUCUGCUACUUAAAGGUAGCAUAUACAGUAACUUAAUAAAAACCGGUAUGUCGCGUCGCCUCGUGGAAAAGCCUUGAUACUGAGCGAAGGAGUCGUUCGGAUUGCCGUAAGUGGUCUGCUGUUGUGUAGGCGCGCCAUAAUUCGUGAAUAAAAAUGCAGUCCUUAUGAUGGAUUGCCAUCUUUAUUCUAUGCUUAAUUACGAGCUAAAAGGUGUUACGCUAAAGAGCGGCGCUGUCUUCGCGGCAGCUAGUUUUAUACUAACACAAAGGGACGCGCUUCACUUUUUCAAGCAAGGUGGGGUUGCCUUAGAACGCGGAGUCUCAGUAAAGCGAGAUUCGGUAAAGAAGAAUGUACUUGCUCUGGGGAAGCUAAGGAGACGAUGGAACAUGUGUGAAGGUAGCCACCCGGGUGCGAAGGUGUGAAGGUAUACCCACCCGGGUGCAUGUUUGGUUGGGCAUUAGCCUACAUGAAGCCUUCGGUUUUAGGCACAGAUGGAAGUAAAAUGCGGUUGGAAGAUUGGCGGCGGUGAAGUUUGGAGAAAUAAAUAGUGGGGAAAAUAAGGUAACUCUGCCGCCGGGCGCAGGGAGUUCGGCUGUGAAUUUAUGAGCUCUUUAUUUCUGUAGGAAGAAAGUUUUAAUUAGAUAGACAAGGCAUUAGGCCGGAUUAAAAGAUAAUAAUUAAAGUAUUUUUUUAUGGGGAUGCUCAUAGCAUCCACCCAUCUACAGCGGAACCGAAAACCUUAUUUCAAGCCACGCAUGCGCGGCGAAUACGCAGCGCGCGAACACGAGCCAGCAACACUGGCUUCAUAAACACAAGAACUCACUUGCUUGCCAGCGUAUAACCGCUAUCGUGCUGAUUUAUCACUGUUUGCAGCAUGUGUUGCAUGUACGACUUGAUCGGCGCAAGAGAUCGACAAGUUAUGAUAAAAAAAUGUUUCACGGCGUUUUCCGCGUUACCAUUCCGCGAUUCGGCGCUCUGACCGCUAAGCUUUCUGCGGCACUAAAGAAAGCAGGUACCAUAAAAAUUAGUUGUCAGCCCCUCAAAAUGAAACAGUUUGUUUGGUUCAUUGAACAUUUUGGGGGAAAAAAAAUACUUGUAACAUGGUGCGCAGCGAGGGGCUUUAAAAUAGGCGGUGGAAACAGCUAGCCCCACUCGGUACGUUAUAGUCUAUACGUCCUUGCUAAACGCAAGGCUGAAAGUCGCUGCGCUUGACCUACUGCGUUUUUUUUUUUUUAUUGGCUGCCGCCUCAUGAAAUUUCAGUUAGAGCGUUCCGGAGAAUUUUAGUAUGAACGCUAAAGAAUCGGAAUAAUGUCGCGCAAUACUUUCGUUUAUGCCCGUUAUAUCUUGGUUAUAAAAGUGGGCUGUGUGAAGUGUCUAGAGCUAAAGAAGGCCCCUUUUCGAGACAAGUUGAAUUUGGUCAGAAGUCAUCGCCGUAACUCGUUACGGAAAGAGGGUGGAAGAAGCACAGACGACACGAAGGAAGCUUAAUAAUGUACACAGUCUGAAUCACACUUCUCCGGAGCGGCCAGUCGGCCGCUUCACCCGCCGUUAUUUUGCGAAAGUAUGUAGAGACCGGCGCCGUGAUGAUGCCAAACGUAAUCAUACCGCACGAUGAGGAGAUCUUGUGCUAUAAUUCAAGCAUGAAUUAUAUGACCUAUAUGAUGAUAUGACCUUGUGCUAUAAUCUAAGCAUAAACAGAAGCUUGUAGCUAACGCGAGGUAGCAGCUGCGGACGGCGUCAGCAUCCACAGCCACGCGUUCGACCACUCUAGGCAUGUGAGAUGCAGACUGUACACAACUUUUCCCGUGUUUAGUGCGGCCCUCCAAGUAAUACCUUGACUGCACGGCAUAGAUCGGCUGCGCAAUCAUUUGUUAAGAUACCGAACAUUCCAUAAUAAUCUGAGUUGUAAACGUCAAAAGUAAAACUACAAAGGAAAUGAACCUUCGUCUCUGCGAAUAUCGCUACAUUGCUUAUGGAACUCCGUGGUGGUUUAAUUAAAGGGACACUAAAGGCAAAUUGUAAGUCGACGUUGAUUGUUGAAAUAGCGGUCCAAAAUCCUCGUAGUGCUACUUUUGUGCCAAGGCAGUGCUUAUUUUGAAAUAAAAUCACGUUUUUCUGGUCCGCAUCGCGUUAGCGCACUUUCAAAUCACCCGCCUGAAUGCGGUCUUUCUCACGUUACUGUUGCCGUGCCCAACGUUGCCCGCCUUUACUGCGCGGCGGCGUGCACUGGCGGCGUGCACCAUUCCGGCAUCCGGCAACACCACAUGCAUGCGGCAUUUUUUUCGAACUUUCUGUCAGAGCGACAUUCACGAGCGCGCAAAACACACGCGGCAGUACGCGAUACCGAAACUACCCCUGAGACGCGACCGCGUGAGCGAAGCAGGGCGCCGGGCGAAGCGCAGUUCGGCGAAAACGGAACCUUUGAACCACGCGCGCCGUCCCCCAUGGCAACGCCAAAGAGGCUUUUUUUUCCAUGAAUCAAACAGAAACGAACAAGCAGCAUUUUAUUACGUCUCUUGAUGCACGGAAGGUUCUUUUUUUUUUAUUGCAGCUAGUUUGAUUACGAGUGAUUAAUUAUAAUCGGACUCUCACUUCAUCGGGAUCAUUUCCAAAAUGUCCCACUCGUGGCGCUCAUCGUGUGAUACAUUUGGCUUAAUUUCUCGGUAAGUAGGGCACUGCUGUCGAUAAUAUUGCCGUUUUAAACGUCGUCACACAUUGAGCUUUCACUAUGACAUAAAUUGUUAUUUGCCUUUAGUGUCCCUUUAAGCUACACUAAAGCUCUCCUUGGUAUGACACAUCUAAACGGAACGUGCUUUUUUUUUCUUCCACAAAGAAAAAAAUACUUGAUAUGAGCCGUGCACUUAUUGCGAACGCUCUCUCUACCAAUGUUGCAUAUGAUGGGGGCCAGUGUACACCCAGUCUGAUAACGCGGGUUGCUGUCGUGAAACGUUCUCUGAUGUCUCCAGUCUCGCUUGUGUAUUGUCUUCGGCGUGCCAGGCAUUCAUCCUCAAUGCUGAGAAAAAUUGCACAGUGUAAAUUAGGUGCUCCUUGCCACGCUUCUGUGUUGUGUGUACAUUUAUUGUUAACUGCAUUUUUGAUGGGUUUGUAUGUUCCGUUGCGCAGCUCCUUCGUGUCUCUUCUCGUUGACGAGCACCAUGGCCAUUAUGUGAAUGCUCGUAUUUGCUAGCCAUGUUUCGGGAAUCCACUCGCGGGGUGCUCUCUCGGUUUCGUGAAAACCAACCUUGUACUCUCUCCACCUUUCGUGCGAAACCUCAUUAAGAUUCACAAAGGUAUGACGGUGCUUCUGUGUUAGCUGACUCCUGAAGAGAUGCAGUCUUUGAGAAAACAGUUGUGGCUUGUUGGCGCAAGAAACGUUGUUGCAGGCUCAAUUAUAUACACAUUGUUAAUUAACAUAUUUAGGCGAUCAUUUUCUCGUAAUAAGAACUUGAAGGCUCUGGAAUGACGUGAGAAAAAUGUCUAUACUUCAAAUAUGUGAGGUACAUCACUGUUCCGCAGAAUACGGGUUCCGGCAGCGCUAUUCGAAUGUAUCAGUCUAAGCAGCCGUCGCGGAGGCAGCAAAGCGUUCUACAUUUCCAGCGUUUUCAAGCAUCUGUCACGCGCUCGGCAUCACUCGAGAUUAAAGAUGAGAUCGAAAAUUUUCCUUUUGAUUGUUAUUUUGGCAGCUUUCAAGGAACUAAGUCAUCUUAAGGAAUGACUCAAAUUGGAACUCAGGCUUUGGAGGCUGCUUCGCCGCAACGGCUAAGCGUUAUUGCGAAGGCCUACAGACACUGGAGUGAUGGUUUAAAUCGUGUGCUUUAACAUAACCAUUUAUUGCUCGUGAGCUACUUGUGCCGUCUAAAAACCGAAUUAUAAUAUCCUUCCGAGGCAAAUGAGUACCUUAGGUUUAUUUAUCGGCUUCUAAUGGGUCUUUUCUUAUUCACUGAACCGUUGUAUAUACGACAGUCGGGAUUUUUUUUUUUCUUUCUUUUUGGAAAGCUCACUUGCGCUACCUCUGGCUCCGCGGGCAUCUUCGAGGCACCGCAGUGGGACAGAAACGCGAACGGUGUGUUCAAUCUUGUCAUGAGUGUGUGAGAGCUAAUACUGAGCUGUAAUAUUGCUUCUCUUCUCGUUUAGUUGUGAGUGCGAGAGUGCGUGAUUAAGUUAACGUGUGUUGUGGAGAUGCAGUGCUUGCGGACUGACAAAUCGCGAUAUCACUUCAACCACAAUGAACUAUUCGAAACGCCGUGCCUUUCGUUAUGCGUCGCGAAGGCGCGAAAGCUUGUGGCCGCGAUGUAUAGAAAAAAGAAGCGUGCAUUGCUCGCACGUUGACACGCAGUAUACAUUCCCAGUCAAAAGCAUGUGCGCCGCGCUUCACCGAUAUGAAGGAACGUUCCAAACAACGACAUGGUAUAGGACAGUGUGAAGGAUGGCCAAAGCGCGGCCGCUCGACUUCCGCGCAAUUCGUGGCGUUUUUCAUUUUGUAUAUUUGUCGCUUUCGGGUUCGUGCGCUACCUCGCUCGAUUCAACGCGUUCUACCCGCACAUUGUUGACGGACAAAAACGAUCGGCAGUGUUGGGGAGCAUCGUCGGUUUUCCUUACCUGGCACAUCUCUCGUGCGUACGCACUUGAAACAAUCGGGGGUUGGACUUCUGACGUGUUUGUUCACUCCUGCGCUUUGCAUGCGGAGUUUGGGGUCAGCGCGCCACUUUCUAGAGUGUUUUAUUUGCCGUCUAUCUCAUUUCUUGCUAUACCUUUCGAAUGCACUGUGUGAGUGUGACCGCAUGACCUUCUCUCUCUUUUUUUUUUUUUUUUUCGCGCGGCCACUUGCAACACAGAUGUACUGCCAUUUUGUUUAAUAAGGACACAGUUUAGCUUGUGUAUCAUUAUAGGGUUCAUUGUUUAAUUCUGUUACACGCCGUUUCAGCCUUCUUUGGCGUGAUGUAUAGACGUGUUGGUGUAGUGUGCGAGUUGCGAGGAGUGAUUGUGUUUCAAUGGAGAGUUUCUUGGAUAAAGUAGGCAACCGGUGUUGUUUGUAGAUGGGCUCUUGAAGAGAUCUUUGCUCUGUUUCUAUGGCUUGUAAAAGUGUCGUCUAACAAGCUGCUAGAGCACAUCUUGUUACCGAGAUAAUUCUUUGACCUAAUCUGUUGUUCAGCCAGUUAUUGAGUCUCCUUGACCACUGCCUUAGGCAUAAUGAGUUAAUGGUUCGUUCCAGCCUAUAUUGCGCUGCUGUUCAUGGUGGAAAAAUGUCUCAGGCACGGUUUUCGUUCGUUCGACUGGGGAUACCUGAACGACCGCUUCGCGUCACCGCAGGUCAACUCACUCCUCGUCCUGUCCGCCUGUGAGCGAGCGAUGCUCCCGCACUGCGUGGUGCAGGAAUAUCUGCGGUUUUGCAUUUGUUCAAAAAAGAGUGUUUGCGUAGAAUGUGCGUUUGUAUGUCGCCUUCUGUGACCUCUGUGAGGUCGUUAUGGACGUUAGCAUAGCCAUUUACCGAUUCGUAGGGCCAACUUAGUCGCUACUGGCUGUUCACCGGAAACACAUAAUUUAACCAUUUCACUUUCAAUGAAGCGUUGCGGAAGCUCUUCGCGCACUUCGGCUCCCCCCUAACGACGAUCAUAACCAUUUCUUUGUAAACUCACCUAGUGUUUAUUGCUUUUCAUUUCGUAUGAUUGACACUGUGCACGGUAUAUGUCGCCUGUUUUUAAUCUGGCGACGCUGCCUUUUCAUUGUGAAAGAAAGGUAAAA